Colletotrichum phormii is the source of this 1392-nucleotide messenger RNA. Its product is annotated as G protein-coupled glucose receptor regulating Gpa2-domain-containing protein. Gene Ontology annotation, biological process: adenylate cyclase-activating G protein-coupled receptor signaling pathway. The transcript has 3 exons. The record is from RefSeq and is a predicted model, not a curated record. Gene Ontology annotation, cellular component: plasma membrane. Gene Ontology annotation, molecular function: G protein-coupled receptor activity. The annotation marks the transcript as partial. Lineage: Eukaryota; Fungi; Ascomycota; Sordariomycetes; Glomerellales; Glomerellaceae.
GAUAGCUCGCCUUACUCGGUCCGUCCGUUGCCACCAGUUCUUCGCCAUGGCCUCGCCGCGGUGGCAACGAUGGGGUUUCUCUCCUUCUUCACCAGCCUAGGGUUGUUGACGUUUCUCACAUACAAACUGAUCCCAUGGCAAAACGGCCCACCGACUCCGAAGAAGGAGGAUCUCAUUAUCAAGGUGGAGUCGCCGAAACCGACAGACGCGGCGUUCAUCAUUCCAGGUAACUGGACGGCGGCAACUGAAGAAGAAUCCGCAAAGAAGAAGAAGGAAACAUGGUGGCAAAGAGCUAUCAAUGAGCCGCCGAAUCAGUUUCUCGUUCUGAUAUUCAACCUGCUUCUCGCCGACAUCCAGCAGGCGCUGGCCUUCCUACUCAAUGUGGAGUGGCUGACGAGAAACGCUAUUGAAGUUGGCACAGGCACUUGCUGGACCCAAGGAUGGUUUGUGUCGACCGGCGACUUGGCUUCUUCCGUCUUCAUCACGGGUAUUGCGAUCCACACCUACAUGUCGAUCGUCUCGACUAAGAAAAUCCCGACUUGGGCCUUUCACACAGCAAUUGUCAUGAUGUGGGGCUUCGUUUACGGCACAGGGAUUCUCGGCGUGAUCAUUACAGAAAACGGGAAGAGCGAGGGCGGCCUCUAUGUGAGAGCCGGCGCUUGGUGUUGGAUCAACUCCAAAUACCAGGACGUUCGGUUGACGCUCCACUAUCUUUGGAUCUUCAUUUCACUGGUUCUUACGACUUUAAUUUACUUCAUAAUAUUUCUUCAUCUACAGAAGCUAGCUCGGCAAAUAUCGAGCGUCUUCUGGCGUCCGAUGUGUUUGACGACAAUUCUUAGACGACUUCCUGGCAUUCCAGAUUACGCUCGACAACACACCUUCCUCUUAUACCCUCUAGUUUAUGUGGUCUGCACCAUCCCUUUGGCCGCUGGUCGCCUCGCCUCCAUGACAGGCCAUGAUGUGUCCCUAGGAUACUUUUGCUUUGCUGGAGCUAUGAUUGCUUGUAACGGCUGGAUGGAUGUUGUCCUUUACUCUUCAACCAGACGAUCCAUCGUCUUCUCUUAUGAAAGGCCGCCAUCACAAGAGGUUGGCUUGGAGACAUUCUCAUUUAUGUGCGGCACCCUUCCCAAGUUUGGCAACACAACGAUUGUCAUGGGAGGCCCGACUCCCGAACAGAAUCGUCUGAAUCGAUAUAAUAAGUGGUGCAAGAAGGUUGCCCGCAAGGGCCCAAAGUCAGGCGGUCUGAAGGCACUCAAAGUUGACGGUGCCGAAAGCACAGAAAGCAUGAAAGGCUUCGGGAUGGGAGAAGGUUCUAUCAUGGGCAUGGCGAUCCAGUGCGAGACUACCACAACAGUUUCCGUCGAGGUCAACACGCUGGCGACGUCGUCUCGG